This is a messenger RNA of Cladocopium goreaui, 430 nucleotides long. NCBI's taxonomy places the organism in Eukaryota, Dinophyceae, Suessiales, Symbiodiniaceae. The record is from the annotation of a GenBank genome assembly.
GUACUGUGGGCAGACUACCCGAACCGGAAGCCAUCUCGGCCAUACCUUCACUAUAUGCUUGGGUCACAGUUUCUGGUGCCCAUGGCGACCUGAGGAGAGGCUCCAUGUUGCAGCUCUACUCCAUGGAGUCUAGGUCCAGAACAGAGAGCGGUGGUGGGCGUAGGCUUCGCAGUUCUACGCACUUGGCUCACGGCCUUUGGGAGCUCUCGGAGCCCUGUAGGCACUUACCUCUGCUGCAGCGCUUUGUCUGCGAGCGAGAGGUGGAUCGAGCCAUUCUCACUGAGAAGAACUGGGUGCGCACAGAUGCUUCCCGUGCCGAAGGUCAAGCUGCCUUCAGCAUCAAGUUGGCGCACGACUGAUGCGGAACAAACAUGGCACGAUGAUAGGGAAUUUGCCGGAAAAUCUGCUAUCUUAAUGCUUCAGGUUAAAU